UUCGCCAACCGCUGUUUGUUGCCGCUUCUGCCGCUGCCCUUGCUACCACACCGACUUCGCCUGUGUGUUCGCUGCACCCGUGCUGCUCACCAUGGCCACCGCCCCACCUCUGCAAGUGCUCCAGAACUACGACAACAACUGCAAGGAUGCCGUCAACAGCCACAUCAAGCUGGAGUUCUACGCCUCCUACGUGUACCUGUCCAUGGCUUUCUACUUCAACCAGGACGACGUGGCCCUGAAGAACUUCUACCACUACUUCCUGUGCCUGUCAGACGACAAGAUGGAGCGCGCCCAGAAGCUGAUGAGGCUGCAGAACCAGCGCGGUGGCUUCAUCUGCCUUCACGACAUCAGGAAGCCAGAGCGCCAAGGCUGGGAGAGCGGGCUCAAGGCCAUGGAGUGCGCCUUCAAUCUAGAAAAGACCAUCAACCAGAGCCUGCUGGAGCUGUACCAACUGGCCACCGAGAAGGGCGAUCCUCAUCUGUGCGACUUCCUGGAGAGCCACUACCUGCACGAGCAAGUCAAGGCCAUCAAAGAGCUGGGUGACUACGUGAGCAACCUGCGUAAGAUAUGUUCCCCGGAAGCUGGCCUGGCUGAGUACCUGUUCGACAAGCUCACCCUGAGCGGCCGUGUCAGAGAGACCUGAGCCCAGAAGGGCCCCACAGCCAUGGGGUGCCUUCCCUAAGUUGGGCCUUCAGGUGGAACCUGCAUGCUGCCCUUUGAGAACGUUCUCUUCAGUUUUUUCUCAGUUUUACUAUUGUUAGCAAUAAAGUUAUCUGGUUCUCAAAGCAAUACAGGUGUCCA
Messenger RNA from Sapajus apella (tufted capuchin), 801 nucleotides. It is a transcript of the gene FTHL17, whose product is annotated as ferritin heavy chain like 17. Gene Ontology annotation, biological process: iron ion transport; intracellular iron ion homeostasis. The coding region runs from base 92 to 643 and encodes 183 amino acids. Gene Ontology annotation, molecular function: ferric iron binding; ferrous iron binding. The record is from RefSeq and is a predicted model, not a curated record. Gene Ontology annotation, cellular component: cytoplasm. The transcript has a single exon. Lineage: Eukaryota; Metazoa; Chordata; Mammalia; Primates; Cebidae.